AUGACAUUAACUUUAUACACAGCACCAACUGGAAAUGGGUUUAAACCAACCAUCCUUCUUAACUUUUUAAAUAUCCCUUUCACUCUCCACUUAUUCCCAUGGCCAACACCGGAAAUUAAACAAGAAUGGUAUUUGAAAAUUAAUCCUAAUGGACGUAUUCCUUCAAUUGUGGAUGAUGGCAUUCGCUUGAAUGAAUCUAAUGCUAUCUUGCUUUAUCUUGCCGACAAAUAUGACAAGGAAGGAAAAGUAAGUUAUAAAGUUAAUGAUGGUGAUAACUAUUGGAAACAAAUCCAAUGGUUGUUUUUCCAAAGCACUCAAUUUACCAAUGCUUUCCAACAAUUAUUUAUCUAUAGAACUUCCAAUGUUACUGAUGAACAAGUUUUGGGAAAAGCUUUUGCCAAUUCGGAUAACGUAUAUCUGGUAUUAGAAGGGCAAUUGAAAAAGGGUAAGUUUAUUGUUGGUGAUAAAUUUACUAUUGUUGAUAUUUCCUUUGUUUCUGUUCAUUAUCGUAUGGUUAAGACACUUGAAGGUACAAUAUAUGAAAUCAAAGAUUUUGCUGAAAAGUAUUCUCGUUGUCAAGAAUGGUACUGUACUUGUUAUUCAUUUAAGGAAGUUAGAGAAGCAUUUGAAAAAGUGGCUAACUAA
Hemisphaericaspora subhashii is the source of this 645-nucleotide messenger RNA. Its product is annotated as glutathione S-transferase family protein. The record is from RefSeq and is a predicted model, not a curated record. The transcript has a single exon. The coding region runs from base 1 to 645 and encodes 214 amino acids. NCBI's taxonomy places the organism in Eukaryota, Fungi, Ascomycota, Pichiomycetes, Serinales, Debaryomycetaceae.